AUGAACGGCUUAUCAUCGAUGGACGGAGCAGUUGUGGAAUGUGGAAUAGGUAGAAUGAUACCGAAUCUUUUAAUUUAUCUACCAUUAAUAACGGAUUCAGCAUCAACGAAAUCGACGACGGCGGCAAAGCGAUCGGUACCGACGGAUGCCCCCAUGUUGAAUUACAUAUUUGAUGCACACAGCACGUUGAACAAACAUCAGCAUUAUCACGAUCAUCGGUGGGGUCCUCAUUUCGAAGGGGAGAGCAAGAAUAUGACUAUUCAAGCUGGUGGUAGUGCUUUGCUGGAUUGCAGGAUAUCAAUGUUACAAGAUAAAACUGUAUCCUGGGUGCGAAGGCAAGACAACGGCGAGAAGGUGAAUUUGCUGACGGUGGGUCCAACCACAUACGUAGGGGAUCCUAGGUAUAAAGUGAAAUUUCAGUACCCAGACAACUGGCGUCUUCAGAUCGAGCCAGUAAACAGUAGCGAUGAGGGCCAGUAUCAGUGUCAAGUCAGCACUCAUCCGCCCAAAUACAUCCACGUGAACCUCCACAUAAACGAACCGUCCGUCCAAAUAGUGGACGCCCUGGGUGAACCACUGAGGGACAAAUACUACGAAGCAGACAGCACUAUCGAGUUAUUGUGUGUGGUGCGUGACAUAGCCAUGCAAGUGCAGUACAGCGUCGUCCAGUGGCUUCAUGGCAACAGAGUUCUGAACUAUGACACGACGAGGGGCGGUAUCAGCGUGAAAACGGACCUAAUGGAAGAGGGGGCCAAUUCGACUCUCAGCAUAGCGAGGGUGGGACCAGCUGACAGCGGAAACUACACGUGCCAUCUCACUACCAUGCCCGAUCAACCUGCCACUGUUCACGUGCAUGUGCUGAACGGAGAAAGCUUAGCCGAACUGCAUCACGGAUCGGCAGAUGGCAUCUGGACGAGCAGCAUCAGCAGAUCUCUGCUUCUUCUUCUACCCGUUCUUGGUCGGAUGCAACAGAUGCUCAGAUGAAGGCCCGUUGUGUCCCGGAUAGUCGCGAAACGAGCACCGUGGCGCUACCGUCGCGACGUCGGACAUCGUCGUGACAUUGCAACACAAUACGGACUUUUAUAUUAUCGCUGUAAAAACGGACGUAACGGUGUGGACGCGUGAACACCGAAAAUAAAGCAUGCGAAUGAGCGAACGGAUGGAGCUGGAAGGAAGAAGACAGAAAGGAAAAACCGUGGGGUUGCAAGAGGGUGGGUCGCAGGGAAAAGGUUGGCAGCACUGAUCCUCCAUUGUUCUUGGUUGCUGAUUGAAAACUCUUUCUGCGUCGCGACACCGGGUGCCAUUUCAAUGGCGAUUCUUCGUAUCACUCAAUUUCGUCGACUUCGUUUUUCUUCCAAGAAAUUUUUAUUAUGUGAACGCGGGAAUUUCGAGCAAUAAAUAAAAUUCACUCCGCGUUUGUCCUUCUGUGUCACGAAUUUUAAAUUCGUUUCACCGAAGAAAAAUUUCGAGCAAUAAGUCUGUGUUUCGUUGUUGAGAAACUUCUUUGUUCGUUUUUUAUAGUCUCUGAGAAUUAGCAAUAAAUAAUUGUUAAGGAAGUUGGUACUAGAAAAUGUGUACUGAGUGCUUCGCAUAUGUUUCAUCCCAUUUCACCAUUUUUAAAAUUGAAAACUACUAAAAUUAUUUAAUUUAAAUUUUAUUUUUGAAAAGAAUGUUUCAUGCGUUAAAAUCAACAUACAUGAAAUGUAUGUCAAAUUAUUGAAGAUGCUAAAAAAUUGUA
This is a messenger RNA of Megachile rotundata (alfalfa leafcutting bee), 1738 nucleotides long. Its product is annotated as defective proboscis extension response 20. Gene Ontology annotation, cellular component: neuron projection membrane. Gene Ontology annotation, biological process: synapse organization. NCBI's taxonomy places the organism in Eukaryota, Metazoa, Arthropoda, Insecta, Hymenoptera, Megachilidae. The record is from RefSeq and is a predicted model, not a curated record.